This is a messenger RNA of Scophthalmus maximus (turbot), 1491 nucleotides long. RefSeq names its product neurotrophin 3 (gene ntf3). The coding region runs from base 125 to 1021 and encodes 298 amino acids. The transcript has 2 exons. Gene Ontology annotation, biological process: regulation of neuron differentiation; nerve development; neuron projection morphogenesis. Lineage: Eukaryota; Metazoa; Chordata; Actinopteri; Pleuronectiformes; Scophthalmidae. Gene Ontology annotation, molecular function: growth factor activity; nerve growth factor receptor binding. The record is from RefSeq and is a predicted model, not a curated record.
CACACAGAACCAGUGUGGCGCACAGACCAGGCGGCAGCCCUCAGAAAGUGGGAAGUUUUCGCCAUUCGGUCCAAAAAUUAAUCACCUUCAUGUCGACUCUGUUGGAUACUAACCCGCCGAUGCUAUGGUUACCUUUAUUACGGUCUUACAGGUGAAUCUAGUGAUGUCCAUCCUGCUGUAUGUGAUGGUCCUCGUGUACCUCUAUGGUAUCCAGGCAACCAACAUGGAUAGCAGUCAUCAGGGGCAACAGCAACAACCGAGUCCCGACACUUUAAACUCUCUCAUCAUCCAGCUGCUACAGGCUGACCUGACGAGGGGGAAGACGAGGGGGAACCAGAGCCAACAGGGGAAAAGCAGGGACACGGAGCCCCAGGACAUCCUGCCUCCUCUCCUCGGUGCAAGCUUUCCUUUGGAGGACCAGGGUGAUGCAGAGCGGUGGGGGACAGGGGUUCGCAGCGGUGAGAGCAGUGACGGCAUGGUGGACCAGCAGGUGAUGCUGUUUAACUCGGACCUACUCAGGCAACACAAGCGGUACAACUCACCCCGGGUGCUGCUGAGCGAACGGCCACCUCUGCAGCCUCCGCCGCUGUACCUCGCAGACGACUUUGUGAGCAGCGGACCAGAGGGUGUGGCGGCGGGGAACAAGACACGAAAGAAGCGCUAUGCUGAGCACAAAAGCUACCGAGGAGAAUAUUCUGUGUGUGACAGUGAGAGCCAGUGGGUGACGGAUAAAUCUCAAGCAGUGGACACCAGGGGGGACCCCGUUACUGUUCUGGCUAAAAUUAAAACCAGUGCCACGCAGGAUAUUAAGCAGUACUUUUAUGAAACACGUUGUCGAACCCCCAGGCCCUUCAAGGGUGGCUGCAGGGGCAUCGACGACAAGAACUGGAACUCACAGUGCAAGACGACGCAGACAUAUGUCAGAGCGCUGACACAGGUUCGCAAUUCAGUGGGCUGGAGGUGGAUACGCAUAGACACGUCCUGUGUCUGCGCAUUGUCGAGAAAACGUCAUAGGACGUAAACAAAACAACAUGUACUCUCCUGGGGACUAAACGUUUGGAAUUCUACUUCCGUAUAAAGGAUCUGGGUUCCUGUUGUCAACGCUCCCCACCACAGGAUUGUGUCAUGGUGGGGAAGAGCAAACGUUCCGCUCCAAAUCGAAUCGCCCGUGGGAGAAACCUUGGGUCCGUUAAGAUGACAUUUCACUUUAAGGUGCUGCGAAAUCUACAAACCGGUGCAGCAGUGCUGUUAUGGAAGAACUCGCUUGAGAGGGGGCGGGGAGGGAGGGCUUGAGUGUGUGAGGAAGAACUGUACAUAUAAGUUAUUUAAAUUAUAUGAAAUGCAUGUAGUUAAUACAUGUUAAUCUAUCUAUAUAUGAUGUAUGACUAUAUUUGUGUUAUUUAUUGAAAGAAGUCUUCUUGAAAAGGCAAAAAAAAAAGUCUUUAAAAAUAAGGAAUGAAACAAGCUAUGAACUCAUUUUGAGACUAUAUA